Messenger RNA from Pseudophryne corroboree (corroboree frog), 1005 nucleotides. It is a transcript of the gene DUSP23, whose product is annotated as dual specificity phosphatase 23. Gene Ontology annotation, cellular component: cytoplasm. Gene Ontology annotation, biological process: protein dephosphorylation. The transcript is spliced from 3 exons. The record is from RefSeq and is a predicted model, not a curated record. Bases 104 to 559 code for a protein of 151 amino acids. Gene Ontology annotation, molecular function: protein tyrosine phosphatase activity; protein tyrosine/serine/threonine phosphatase activity. Lineage: Eukaryota; Metazoa; Chordata; Amphibia; Anura; Myobatrachidae.
UGCAGCAGGAGGAGUACCAGCAGCAGCAACAACAACAACAGCAGCAGCCUCCACCCGAGGCCCCUCCGCAGUCUCCCCAGCAGCUCAACACAGACUGGCGGAGAUGCCUCCAGUAUCCCCUCAUAACUUCUCUUGGGUGGAGCCAGGGCUUCUAGCUGGCAUGGCCAUGCCGCGUCUACCUGCCCACUAUGAAUACCUGUAUGAGAACGGCAUCCGCCACCUGGUGACCCUGACCGAACACAAGCCGCCUUACCACGACACCUGCCCUGGCAUCACCCUUCACCGUAUACGAAUCGUGGACUUCUGCCCGCCCAGUCUGGAGCAGAUUAAAAGCUUCCUCAAGAUUGUGGAGGAUGCAAAUGGCAGGAGAGAGGGGGUGGCAGUGCACUGCAUGCACGGGCACGGACGCACGGGCACCAUGUUAGCCUGCUACCUGGUAAAGUCGAAGAAGAUCACCGGGGUGGAGGCCAUCAACGAGAUUCGACAGCUCCGGCGCGGAUCCAUAGAGACGACGGAGCAAGAGAAGUCCAUUAUACAGUUUCAUCACCACAUCAAGUGACUUGGCAUUUGGGGUGACGGGGAUCGGGGAUCCCCAAUAUGUCACAGCGCCGAGACCAGUUCUGAGGGCACGUUUAUCCUGAAGGCACAGCGGCUGCUGAUGUCCGUGGCACUGAAUGGGUUGCAGCGUUGUGUGCUGACGAAGUGUAUUUGUGUAAGAGGAAAGCCUCUUGUAUUCUCCUGUACAAAGCCAGGGGGAUUCUCUUCUCCGGAUCUGAGCCCGCGAAGGGGGGAAGAAGUUAUGUCUCUCUACUGGGAAUUCAUAAUCCAGCUUGUGAAGUGGGUAUAGAGCAUUAAGCACCACAUGACUGGCCGUCGGCUGUGUCGUCAGGAAUCUACCUGGAUUAUAGUGUAUUAGUUGGGGCCACGCCACUUGUCACUAUUUUUACCAUAUACCAUAAUAUGUGUACAUUGCAAUAAACGGCUAACAAAUGUCACCUCAUGAAA